UGAACGGACGAGAUGCAAAGUUGGGUGAUUGUGGGCCGCAAGCUUUGCCUCCCUGGCCCAGCCCAACAUCUCUUUAAAGGUCACCGUGGUCUAUAUAUAACUCGCUUUGUCAGAGAGCUUGGGAGAGAGAGAGAGGGACCGGCGGAGAGAAUGGAGGAUGAUGACUGGGGGUUGAGCGCCGAGCAGCUUGAUUUCUUGGAAGAAGAUGCAAUCAGGAAGAUCUCCGAGAAGAAGGCAUCCAUCAUCAAUCCAGUUAAAUGUAGCAAGUCAGAUGGAGUUCCUUCAACCGGUGUUAGUUCAUCGGAUACAUUAAAAGGAGCUGAGAGCAAAAACACAUCGGAUCUGGCAAAACUUUCUGUCAGACUUUAUCUUCAUCAUACUGGUGUUAUUGCAGCAAAGUUCUCAUACAACACGUUACUGGUAGAUGCUAUUCGGAAGGUCCCGAGAGCUAGUUGGCUGGGUAAAGAAAGGUUAUGGGUGUUUCCAAUUUCUUCUUUAACAGCAGCUAAAGAAGUUUUUAGUCGAAUACCUCAUGCAGUUGUUGAGGUACAUGGACUAGACCCUUUAGUUCACCGUGCUGUUAUUGCCGCUAGUGCUGUUCCUGACCUUCAAGGUCUAUAUGAUACAAUGCCAAGCUAUCUUGAGUCAAAGCUUCUUCCAUUUCAGAAGGAUGGAGUAAGGUUUAUGUUGCAGCAUGGUGGAAGGGCACUUUUAGCAGAUGAGAUGGGUCUUGGGAAGACAUUACAGGCAAUUGCUUUCACUGCUUGUAUUCGUGAUUCCUGGCCGGUUCUUAUUCUCACUCCUUCCUCCUUGCGUCUGCAUUGGGCUUCUAUGGUUCAGCAAUGGCUUAACAUACCUGCAGCAGAUAUACUGGUUGUUUUGUCUCAAUAUGGAGGAUCAAACAAGGCAGGAUUCUAUACAGUGUACUUAAACAAAACAGGAACAACUAAUUUAGAUGGUGUAUUCAACAUACUUUCUUAUGAUGCAGUUCCUAAGUUACAAAAUAUACUUUUAUCUUCAGAGUUUAAGAUUGUGAUUGCAGAUGAAUCACAUUUCCUGAAGAAUGCUCAAGCUAAAAGAACAAGUGCAUCUGUGCCAAUUUUGCAGCGAGCUCGAUAUACAAUUUUGUUGAGUGGAACUCCUGCCUUAUCCCGUCCUAUCGAAUUAUUCAAACAGCUAGCAGCAUUGUAUCCUGAUGUGUACAAGAAUGUUCAUGAGUAUGGAAAUCGAUAUUGCAAAGGUGGUGUCUUUGGAUUGUAUCAAGGGGCAAGCAACCAUGAAGAGCUUCAUAAUCUAAUGAAAGCCACUGUAAUGAUACGCAGGCUUAAGAAAGAUGUCCUAUCAGAGCUUCCUGUAAAACGUAGGCAGCAGGUCUUCCUAGACUUGGAUGAGAAGGACAUCAAACAAAUCCGGUUUCUUCUUCGUGAGUUGGAGGUAAUAAAGAGCAAGAUCCAAGCUAGCCAAUCAAGUGAAGAAGUUGAGUCUCUGAAAAUUUCUCAGAGAACUCUUAUUAACAAGAUAUAUAAUGACUCAGCACAUGCCAAAAUUCCAGCUGUUCAUGAUUACUUGGGUACUGUCAUUGAGGCAGGUUGCAAGUUUUUAAUAUUUGCUCAUCAUCAGCCCAUGAUUGACUCAAUACACCAAUUCCUUAUUAAAAAGAAAGUUGCCUGCAUUAGAAUUGAUGGCAGGACACCAUCUUCAUUAAGGCAAGCUUUAGUAACUGACUUCCAGGAGAAGGAUAGCAUCAGAGCAGCAGUGCUUUCUAUUAAAGCAGCUGGUGUAGGAUUAACACUGACUGCAGCAACUACUGUCAUAUUUGCUGAGUUGUCAUGGACUCCUGGUGACAUCAUUCAAGCAGAAGAUCGUGCUCAUCGAAUUGGUCAGGUUUCAUCAGUGAAUAUAUACUACCUUCUGGCUAAUGAUACAGUUGACGACAUUAUCUGGGAUGUUGUUCAGAGCAAGCUGGAAAAUUUGGGCCAGUUUCUGGACGGUGAGGAAAACACGUUGGAGGUAUCCAAAAGUGAAACCAGCAGCAGCCCUGCAAAGCAAGGAACACUGGACACAUACCUAAAACGUUGCCGAGGUGGAGCUGAUACUUUUCCUGAAGCUAAAAAACCUAAAUAAGUCAUUCAUAUCUUCUUUUUUGUUGUCCCUCCCCAAACCUAGUUUCAUGUUUGCUCUUCAUCAUUUCAGCCUAGAUCUAACCCAUACAAUCUUGUAACACUACAGCUGAUCAGCUGAUCAAUCUGUUAUUGAAUCACGGCAGUUUGUAUAUAUAUAUAUAUAUUUUUGUAAUACUAGAAACUGACCAAUGAGUUACCAAAUGGCCUGUAAUGUUAUUGUUAUUUAUAUAAACAAGGAUAACUACCGGAAGACGGUGCGGUGGAACUUA
Molecule: messenger RNA, 2392 nt
Organism: Dioscorea cayenensis subsp. rotundata (Guinea yam)
Lineage: Eukaryota; Viridiplantae; Streptophyta; Magnoliopsida; Dioscoreales; Dioscoreaceae
Product: SWI/SNF-related matrix-associated actin-dependent regulator of chromatin subfamily A-like protein 1
Exons: 25
Coding region: 13-2124 (703 amino acids)
Biological process (GO): replication fork processing; DNA repair
Cellular component (GO): nuclear replication fork
Molecular function (GO): ATP binding; ATP-dependent chromatin remodeler activity
Source: RefSeq, a predicted model, not a curated record